This is a messenger RNA of Suricata suricatta (meerkat), 957 nucleotides long. Its product is annotated as olfactory receptor 2T29-like. Gene Ontology annotation, cellular component: membrane. Lineage: Eukaryota; Metazoa; Chordata; Mammalia; Carnivora; Herpestidae. The record is from RefSeq and is a predicted model, not a curated record. The transcript has a single exon. Gene Ontology annotation, biological process: G protein-coupled receptor signaling pathway. The coding region runs from base 1 to 957 and encodes 318 amino acids. Gene Ontology annotation, molecular function: G protein-coupled receptor activity; olfactory receptor activity.
AUGGACAACAAAAAUUGGAUGGUCAAUGAAACUGAACAGUCCAAUUUCAUCCUGGUGGGAAUUUUCAGUCAGUCAAAAUACCCAACUCUCCUCUGUGUGAUCAUUUUUAUGGUUUUCUUGUUGGUAUUGUCUGGAAACUCUAUGUUGAUAUUUCUGAUAUACUCUGUUGCUCACCUCCACACCCCUAUGUACUUUUUCAUCAGCCAGUUGUCUCUUAUGGACGUGAUGUACAUUUCCAUCACUGUGCCCAAGAUGCUUAUGGACCAGGUGAUGGGUGUGAAUAAGAUCUCACCUCUCGAAUGUGGGAUGCAAAUGUUUUUCUAUGUGACACUAGGAGGUUCAGAAUGUUUCCUUCUAGCCUCCAUGGCCUAUGACCGCUAUAUGGCCAUCUGCCAGCCUCUUCAUUAUCCUCUCCUCAUGAAUCAUAGGGUUUGUCUCCUACUGGCAUCAGGCUGCUGGUUCCUGGGAUUUUUGGAUGGAUUCAUGCUCACAUCUGUCACCAUGACCUUUCCCUUCUGUAGAUCUCGGGAGAUCCAUCAUUUCUUCUGUGAAGUCCCUGCCGUAGUUAAGCUUUCCUGCUCAGACACAUCCCUCUAUGAGACACUCAUGUACCUGUGUUGUGUCCUCAUGCUCCUCUUCCCGGUGACAGUCAUUUCAAGCUCCUAUGUUUUCAUCCUCCUCACCAUCAACAGGAUGAACUCAGCAAAGACCCAGAAGAAGACUUUUGCUACUUGCUCCUCCCAUAUGACUGUUGUCAUCCUCUUUUAUGGGGCUGGAGUCUACAACUACAUGCUUCCCAGAUUUUACCACACCCCUGAAAAGGACAUAAUGGUAUCUGUUUUUUAUACCAUACUCACUCCACUGCUAAACCCCUUAAUCUAUAGUCUGAGGAAUAAAGAUAUCACAGGGGCAUUAAAGAAAAAUAUUGAGUGUGGGAACUGUCUUUCAAGAAAAUAG